Eutrema salsugineum is the source of this 1511-nucleotide messenger RNA. RefSeq names its product ankyrin repeat-containing protein BDA1. Gene Ontology annotation, molecular function: protein binding. The record is from RefSeq and is a predicted model, not a curated record. Lineage: Eukaryota; Viridiplantae; Streptophyta; Magnoliopsida; Brassicales; Brassicaceae.
AAUAAACUUAAUGUAAGGAGUAAGGACUAUGCUUCGACUAGUUUCUUCUUAAAUUGGUCCUUCAAAUUAUUUUUUCUUUGUUUGCAAGAAUGGAUCCAAGAUUGGUUUUGGUUACUCGAUCGGGUAGUGUUGAUUCUUUAUAUUCUCUUCUUCAAAAGGAUCCAUGCAUUCUUCAAAACGUCGCUGUUUUACCUUUCAUCCACACACCUCUCCAUGAAGCUUCGUCUAUUGGGAUAGAUUUGGCGAUGGAACUGAUGAUUCUAAUGCCAUCUUUUGCUAAGAAACUAAACGCGGAUGGGUUUACUCCAUUGCAUCUCGCUGUAGAAAAUCACCAAGUUGAGUUAGCACUAGAGUUAGUCAAGUUUGAUCCCAGUCUUGUUCGUAUUUGUGGUAGAGGAGGUAUGACACCAUUGCAUCUUGUGGCAAAAAAAGGUGAUGUCGAUCUUCUUACAGAGUUUCUCCUGGUAUGUCCUGAGAGCAUUGGAGAUGCGAAUGUAAAUGGAGAAACUGCUUUACACAUCGUUGUUAUGAACGAUAGAUAUGAAGAGCUCAAAGUUCUGAGAGGGUGGAUGCAAAGAAUGCGCAAAAGUGAUGCUUCAUCCACCGAGAUUCACGUCCUGAACAAACGUGACCGUGAAGGCAACACGGCCUUGCACUUAGCGGCAUACAAGAAUGAUCACCAGGCAGUAAAACAGCUGUUGAAAUGCAUGUCACUGAACCGCAACAUCCAGAACAAAGGUGGUAUGACAGCUCUUGAUCUCUUACGAGCCAAUGGACGUCACAUGAACAUAGAUACGGAGAAAAUCAUACAGAAAGCGGGUGGUAGGAGCGCGGUUUCUCUAUCCAAAGUUAAGAAAACGUCUGUCUUCCUAAGAAAACCGGUCACUUUCAAGGAAUAUUGCUCCACGGGAAUGGCACGCUACAGGAGUCGCAUGUCAGAUGGAACAAGGAACGCUCUUCUAGUAAUAACAGCUUUGAUAAUCACAGCUACUUAUCAGACCGCAGCCCAACCACAAGAAGAUCAAGACAUAGAAGACAAACUAUCUUUCAUAGAAAUCAUAUUAAAGAUAGUGCUACUAUGGGGACUCAAUACUAUAGCCUUUCUCUUGGCUAUUGCCUUGACGUUUAUACUCUUACCAGUUGGUAGAGCAUACACUUGGUGGUAUAUCUUCAUCUCGGCGCCUCUCGUUUGCUCUUACGCAAUUUCGGUGUAUCUGAAGUAUAUGCUCCCACUACCAUUCUUAUUAGCAUUCUUAAUCAUGUAUCUGAUGGUUGUAUUCGGAUUUCUCAUAUAUGUACUUGUAUUGUACGUGAAGUGGAAGCGGACUAUGCAGAACAAAGUACCAAGACACAAAAGCGAGCUGGUUUCCGAAGACUCAAAGACCAUGGUUUAGCCAUUUGAAGCGUUUGUAGAUUCUUUGUUCAUUGUAAAACUUUGAGGAUUGAUAUUGAAAAAUUCCAUAGCUUUGUACGUGGACUCCUUUUGUAAUAUACUGUUUAAGAUUCUAUCU